AUGACACCAAAAUUCCUGCAAAUGCUAGAACUUGUACUAAAUGAAACCUUUUCAAUCCCUUUUUGGCAAUCUUUUGCUUUCAAAUAUCUACUGCUCUUAGCCAUCUUCAUCUUUCUCUUACGCAGAUGGUCCUCUUAUUCAAACUCAUCUGUGCCCCCUUCUCCCCCAAAGCUACCCAUCUUCGGAAACCUUCACCAAAUAGGCUCACUCCCUCAUCGCUCACUCCAAAGCCUAUCUCAGCGUUAUGGGCCUUUCAUGCUUCUCCAUUUCGGAAGCAGACCAGUCCUUGUCAUCUCAUCGGCUGAGGCUGCCUCCCAAAUCUUCAAAACCCAUGACCUUAUAUUCUCCGACAGACCAAAGUUAAUUUUCUUUGAGAGGAUUACCUACAACUACCGCGACCUGGUAUCGGCACCUUACGGCGAGUAUUGGAGGCAGCUCCGAAGUAUAUCUGUGUUAAACCUUUUGAGCGUCAAAAGGGUUCGUUCUUUCUGUGCUGUGCGAGAAGAGGAAACAAGAUUGAUGAUAAGCAACAUACUACAGUCUUGUAGUACUAUAUCAUCAUCCUCCACCUCAUCCUCGACAGUUUUGAAUAUAAGCGACAUCUUUAUGAAGCUUAGUAAUGACAUCAUAUGCAGAGUUGCCAUGGGAAAGAGGUACGGCGAUCUCUGUGCAGAUGGAGGGAAGACCUCGUUCAUGCAAAUUGCUGUAGAAUUGACAGAUUUUUUCACGCGUGUUAACAUUGGUGACUAUAUUCCAUGGCUCUCUUGGGUUACUCGCCUGACUGGGUUAGAUGCUGAAUUAGAUGACUUGGUUAAACGAGCAGACGCAUUUCUUGAAAUUGUUCUUCAAGAGCAUAUUGAUAAAUCCGAUAUCAAUGGUAUGAAGAAAAAUGAAGACGAGAAGGACUUUGUAGACAUUUUGCUUUCGGUUCAAAAAGAAAACACACGUGGUGUUUCUCUUGAUCGAGUUGGCAUAAAGAGUACUAUUCUGGAUAUGUUUGUCGGCGGCAGUGAUACCACUUUUACAACUUUAGAGUGGGUUAUGUCUGAGCUAAUGAAGAAUCCAAAGGCGAUGAAAAGAUUGCAAAAUGAGGUGAGGGAAAUUAUUGGAAAUAAAGAAGAUAUAUCAGAGGAUGAUUUGGUUGGAAUGCACUACAUGAAGGCUGUGAUCAAAGAGUCUUUUCGUUUACAUCCACCAUUUCCAUUACUUAUUCCCAGGUCGUCCAACAAAAAAGUGAAAAUUUAUGGUUACAACAUUGAGGCUAACACACAAGUUAUGGUAAAUGCAUGGGCGAUUGGAAGAGAUCCAAAGUUAUAUACAAAUCCUGAACAAUUUGAGCCGGAAAGGUUCUUAAACAGUCCCAUAGAUUUUAAAGGAAAUGACUUUGAAUUAAUUCCAUUUGGUUCUGGUCGGCGAGGAUGUCCAGGAAUGAAUUUUGCAAUGAUUGUGGUAGAGAUUGUUCUAGCAAAUCUUGUUCAGAAAUUCGACUGGCUAUUGCCCGAUGGCGCAAGAGUGGAGAAUUUAGACAUGACCGAAACUAGUGGCUUGACUGCACAUAGAAAAUAUCCUCUCAAAGCGAUUGCAAAACCAUAUCUCCCAAAUUUGGAGGAGUUACCCCACCCUCUCUAGAACUUUCCCUUGUCUUAAAAAAAUCAUCUUUUUCUCACAAUAAAAAAAGUCACCUUCUAUUUAAAUAAAAGUAAUUAUUCACAUGAGAUACGUUUGAUGUUUAUGAAACUGCAUGCUU
This is a messenger RNA of Argentina anserina (silverweed cinquefoil), 1747 nucleotides long. Its product is annotated as cytochrome P450 736A117-like. The coding region runs from base 1 to 1629 and encodes 542 amino acids. NCBI's taxonomy places the organism in Eukaryota, Viridiplantae, Streptophyta, Magnoliopsida, Rosales, Rosaceae. The transcript has 2 exons. Gene Ontology annotation, molecular function: oxidoreductase activity, acting on paired donors, with incorporation or reduction of molecular oxygen; heme binding; iron ion binding. The record is from RefSeq and is a predicted model, not a curated record.